Molecule: messenger RNA, 4003 nt
Organism: Megalobrama amblycephala (Wuchang bream)
Lineage: Eukaryota; Metazoa; Chordata; Actinopteri; Cypriniformes; Xenocyprididae
Gene: slc16a3a
Product: solute carrier family 16 member 3a
Exons: 5
Coding region: 405-1895 (496 amino acids)
Biological process (GO): monocarboxylic acid transport; transmembrane transport
Cellular component (GO): membrane
Molecular function (GO): monocarboxylic acid transmembrane transporter activity
Source: RefSeq, a predicted model, not a curated record
GUAUUAUAGUAAUGUAUUUGACUGUAAGAGAACAGAAUGUGCUCCAAUAUGGUGAGCUGAGCCUCUCGUUUUGACAUUAGAGAAAAUAUGGGAUGAGCUGAGACUUCUUGUACCACUUAAUAGGUUGGGGCCUAAACAAACUAGAGUCAUAGGCAAAAAUGGUAAUAUGUUGAUAAACAAUAGUGACCACGCCUUAAGAGAGAGCAUAUGGAAAACUGUAUAAAAGAGUGUGCAAAGACAGGCUCUAUUGCACUGCAGACUUUACAUCUCUGAAAAUAAGGUCUGUCUUCUGGCAUCAAAACCCAAGACUUCACGAGUGAUUCUUCACAGAGGCAGCAGAAGUAACGACACAACUCGAAUGCUUUGUCAUUUGACUGAAUGGGAUUUCUGAGAAGUAGAGCAUCAUGGGUGGAGUGGCAUUGGAUGACGGUGGUUGUAGAGUGAAGGCUCCUGAUGGUGGCUGGGGUUGGGCUGUGCUCUUUGGUUGCUUCGUCAUCACAGGUUUCUCCUACGCCUUUCCAAAGGCUGUCAGUGUCUUCUUCAAGGAGCUGAUUAGAGAGUUUGGGGUGGGCUACAGUGACACAGCCUGGAUCUCCUCCAUCCUAUUGGCUAUGCUUUAUGGCACUGGGCCUUUAUGCAGCAUUUUAGUGAAUCGAUUCGGGUGUCGUCCAGUGAUGUUGGUGGGCGGCCUCUUUGCAUCAUUGGGAAUGAUCUUGGCAUCGUUUGCCACGAGCAUCAUCCACAUUUACUUGUGUAUAGGAGUCAUUACAGGUCUUGGAUUGGCUCUGAACUUCCAGCCAUCACUCAUUAUGUUGAAUCGAUAUUUCAGUGAGAAGCGUCCGCUGGCUAACGGCCUGGCAGCGGCUGGGAGUCCGGUGGCUCUGUGUUGUCUGUCCCCUCUCGGGCAGAUCCUUCAGUAUGAAUAUGGCUGGAGAGGGGGCUUCCUCAUCUUGGGAGGGAUACUGCUGAACUGCUGUGCUUGUGGGGCUUUAAUGAGGCCUUUGGUCCCACCAAAGAAGUCCGAGACCCCUGGAAUUGAAAACACACCGGAUGAUGUCGCCAAACCCAAACCCAAGCUGCUGGACUUCAGUGUUUUCAGAGACCGGGGCUUUGUCAUUUACACCAUCGCUGCCUCCAUUAUGGUGCUCGGUUUGUUUGUGCCUCCAGUGUUUGUGGUGAGCUAUGCCAAAGAGCUGGGAAACGAGGACACGAAAUCCGCCCUCCUGCUCACCAUUCUGGGUUUCGUUGACAUUUUUGCACGGCCCACGUGUGGCAUCAUCGCAGGACUCCGGUGGGUUCGUCCUCGCUGCGUCUACCUCUUCAGUUUUGCUCUCAUAUUCAAUGGCAUCACAGAUCUGGUGGGCUCUUUGUCUAAAGACUACAACUCUCUGGUGGUGUUCUGCAUCUUUUUCGGCAUCUCUUAUGGCAUGGUUGGGGCCUUGCAGUUUGAGGUCCUCAUGGCUAUUGUGGGUACAGAGAAGUUCUCCAGCGCCAUUGGUUUAGUUCUUCUGCUUGAAGCCAUUGCUGUGCUGGUUGGGCCUCCAUCUGCUGGGCGCCUUUUGGACUCCACUAAGAAUUACAUGUUUGUCUUCCUGCUGGCUGGGAUUGAGGUUGUGACGUCAGCUUUAGUGCUGGCAAUAUGCAACUUCCUGUUCAUAAAAAGGAAGCCUGAGGCACCAGAGGCUGCAGUGGAGGCUGGGGAGGCAGUCGAGGCAAAGAAUCACUCCAGUACGCCACCCAUAGGGGAGCCGCACAAGGCCAACGGAAACUCAGAAAAGCAGAGGGAUCCGGGUGACCUGAGACCUGAGAGUGCAGUGGAGGAUCCAACAGAAGUGGAAACAUUUCUUAAAUGUAAAGAUAAGAACAUCACCUGUAGUCCAGAAUCUGAUCUCUGAAGGACAUCAAGACUGACCUUUUCUGCUUAGGUUGGAAAGACACAAACAAGAGCUGCAGUGUUAAUGUGUGUCACUGUGUAGUGUGAUGUGAUAUCCUAAUGUGUGUGCUAUUUACUGACAGAUGACUAUUUAAUCAAUAAUAGAGGCCCACACUUCACUCAUGCUGUUCAAAAUAUCGCAUUUGCACUGCCACACAGAGAGAUCUGGACAAGCCACUCUCUGUAAGUCUGUAGCUCAAAACCACAGACAUUUCUUUGACUUACACCUACGUUAUCUUGGUUAAAGGUGCUGUAAGUGAUUUUAUUAUGGAAUAGUUUGCAGAAAAUUAUGCUGUCUACUGAAUGACUACUGAGAUAUCACACUGAUCCCUGUGACAGUCAUAAACAGUGAAAGAAAAAUUGCCUUUUUUAGCCAAUCAGAACAUGUUUGAGGUGCUUUCUGCCGGUCAAUCAGGCCAUAUAUGAUAAACUGGACAUUGUGAGUGUGAUAGAUUAACUUGGAAGAGCAGUUUUCAUGAGUUUAGAGGGGUGCGAAAUGUUCGCAAUUUCCACGUACACAGCUGAACGUCCUAAAAGGAAAAUAAAGAGAACAAAAAGCGAAAGAAAAAAAAGGCAGGUAUAUAGUGAAUAUCAUUCAAGCUUUUUUUAUUUUCUUCCCUAUUAUGAUGUAUAUCCGAGUGAAACAGAUUCACGAAACAAAAAUUUAUUUUGUCCUUCGGGAACUGAUUGGAUGGUUGAGGUUUGCUUUUGCUGUGAUGUCAUGUGAGUGACAGGUUGUCCCGCCCUCACGCCAAUUAAGAGGAGUUUAUUUUUUUAAAGAUCAUGAGGGCACAUGAAAAAAAAAAUGAUGUGCAUAGAUACAUUUUGUGUAAUAAAUGUUGCAAUAUUCCAUAAAAAAAAAAAAAAGAUUUCAUAGUGACUUAAAUAUCAUUACAGCACCUUUGACUAAGUGAAAAAAACUUCACACAACGGAAGUAGACAGCUAUCACAGGAACAGAAAGUCUAAUAAUACUCAUAGAUAUCAGGAGAUACAUCAGUUUCCACUCAAAAUGCACCUUCUGUUUACACGCUUUUGUAAUAAUAUGUGUGCCGAUUUACAAACGAUUAUACUUUGGGACCUCAAGCAAUAUGUAAACUGCUUUGCUUUUGUGCAUUGUGAACAGUGUGGUCCACUGACUUUAGUAGAUGUCUGAAAAUGUCAUGAUUUCCUGCAUAAAGACCAGUACCUGUUAUAUUGUUUUAGUAUCACUGGAACAUUCCCGAUAGAAAGCUACUGUAAUCCUGCUGGAUUGGCACCUGCCACCUACUGCCAUACUUCACCUUCUUCAGUAUGUCUCAAUGUCAAACGACAGAAAGCUUUUGUUAGUUGAAUAUAAUUGUAUUAUUCAGCAUUAGUUAUUAGUCAGUAUUAGUACUGUGAAUUCAUUUUUUGACACUGUUGGUGUGUUUCUCAACUGAGACUUUUAACUUUUCACUGCUAUGCUGAGAUUGUCAUAGCGUAGUUAAGUAGAGAGCAGGUAUCUCUGCAUUUAUGACUUCAUUGAAGAGUCCUUUAGCAAUAUUUGCAUUUACCUGUUUUUCUCCUACUCUGAAUGUUUGUUGUUGUUCAAUGCUGUUCAAUAGUUUAUUCUCAACAAAUAAUUUAGAUUCUUUUUAAUGUUCACCAAAAUGCACCGAAAACGAAUGAAGAGCACUUGAACUCGAGUGAUAUUGUGGUAAAAUUCCUUUUUAUUUUUAGAAAACAAUGAUGACGGAAAAGCAUGCAGUGUGUCCCAUUGUUUCAUUGUAAAAGAAAUGAGGUUUGACAGCACUGCCUAGUGGCAUUCAUUCUAAUUUUAUACCAGCAUCAGCUUCACUACUGGUUAAACUACUUGCCACAUUGAAUAUUUAUUUAAAUAAUACAUCUUCAGUGCAGCUAUGAGAAAUUUUGACUCAGUAACCCCAGAAUCUGUUAAACUGCCCUUCAACUGUGCCUAUCUGAGUCAGGCUGGGACAUAUUUGUAUUUAUUUCAUUGGUUUCAAUUUUCAGAACGACUGCAUAGAUUGAUAAUGACCUCAUCUCUUUCUGCUGAAAACCAAACCUGUGCAAUAAAUGUUGAAUACUCAUCA